AUGUCGCGCCCGCCGCCGCACCAGCGACACAGAAUCAUACUUCACCAAGGCAACGAGUGGAAGUCAUGGCAGGAGUUGACCGUCAAGGUGAUUCGGCUUCCCAGUUCUAUCACAACGAGGGAGCUUCAUAAACACUUCCAAAACGAGGGUGAGGUCACCAAGAUUGAAAUCAAAGGCUCCGGUGUUUUCUCAACUAUCGCCUUUAUUACCUACAGCCCGCCACCAUUCAGGUCGUUUUGGAAUACCAGCUAUCGUAUCUCUGGCUCCACGCCUAGCACUACUGUGGAAGUUCCUAUCGAGCUCCUUCCACGGCAACGCAUCUUCACCGUCCAGAGCCCAGUCGAUCCCGCACAGGUGUAUCCUGAGAGCAUGAGGAUACCAACUGAAUCAAUCGGCUUCGGAUUCAUGCAUAGCGAGACCUCGAUGAUGGUCAUGCACCGAGUAUCCCCAGAGGGAAAACUGCCGAUGACGUUAACAGUCAAUCUACAACGCCGUGAGGUCGAAGUUCGUUUCUCAAUGAAUAUGUUCGAUGAACAAAGGAAAGCAUAUGUCCUCGACCAAUUUCGGUUCCGUGUCAAGUUUUCCCAGAUAAAGGGCAUCCACGAACGUCACGAUGGUGGAUGCAACAAGCAAGUAUGGGUUAUCCUAACUGACAGUCCUCCAUGGUUUUACAAGAAACUCCGGAACACCGGGCCAACACACAUGGAUACCGAGCGGACAUGGAGAGAAUGGCAGGCUUGGUAUCGCCAGACAGAUAUCACCCACUCUCGGCAACCCCUCAAAAACUCUCCAGUCGGUCUCAAGAAAGCCAACCCUGUGAUCGACAUAGGAAGGUGGAUGGCGUACCGCUUCGAGUUCGACAUGAAUAGCCCCAGUACGGCGCAAUACAAGAAAAUGCAAAAGGCCUUGAUGGACUACAACAUAAAUAUACUGCCUGACAGUAUUGUCCAGAUCAUUGACAAGCAAAAGCCUCAUUUAUGGGAUAUGAUUGACUUGAAACAGCAUGAAUCGGGCUCUGCGCUUGCUACACUUACUAACGCCUAUGAUAGCCAUAUUCCACUCAGCUUUGCUCUCCGAUAUCAGCUUGAGGUUUGUAUCUCACACGGCUACCUCAACGAACACAACAUAACCAGGCAAUUCCUCGAGCGGUUAGUGUCAAUGGAGCAGACAACGGCAAGGAAUCUCUUGGAAAGAGUUGCAGACUUGAAACGCCGUAUUUUCAAUCCCAUGGAUGUCUUUAAGCUCAGUAUCAGCCAGAAACCCACGGACAAGUCGAUACUAAAGUACUGCGUCUACGCACGUUCCGCCAACGUCACACCCUCCAUGGUCUACUAUGCUACUCCAAAUAUCGAGGUUUCCAAUCGUAUUGUCCGCCAGUAUUCCAGUCAUGAAGAUCGUUUCCUUCGUGUGAAGUUCACUGAAGAGAAAAACGAAGGAAGAAUCAACAGCACGGAUAGUGAUAUGGACAAUGAGAUCUUUACCCGAGUCUGGCGUACGCUACGCAACGGCAUUACCAUUGGCGAUCGGCAUUACGAGUUUCUAGCCUUUGGAAACUCCCAGUUCCGUGAACACGGCGCCUACUUCUUCGCUCCAACAAAAGAGCUCACAGCAGCAGAUAUUCGCUACAAGAUGGGCGAUUUCCAUCACAUCAACCAAGUGGCAUUGUAUGCCGCACGUCUAGGACAGUGUUUAUCGACUACUCGUGCUGUACAAUGUGUCAGUGUCAAAGUCACUGGAAUACCGGAUAUCGAACGGGAUGGCUACAACUUUACUGAUGGUGUUGGAAAGAUAUCUCGGUUUCUUUCGCAGAUUAUUGGAGAAGAAUUUUCUGAGCCUAAUGCCGUGGAAGACCCACCUUCUCUAUUCCAGUUUCGUCUGGGUGGGUGCAAAGGAGUACUCGCAGUAUCCCCGGAGCUCAAGGAACGAGAAAUACACGUUCGUUGGUCCCAACGGAAAUUUGAUGCGAUAAAGGAGGGUCUCGAAAUCAUCCGCAUCUCAAAACUGGCAACAGCUAUGUUGAAUCGGCAGAUUAUUAUCGUCCUGGAUGCACUCGGGGUUCCUAACCAUGUUUUCAUCGCGAGGCUCCAGGAAGAUAUGGCUGAAUUGAACGCUGCCAUGUGGUCGGAAAACAUUGCUCUUCGCUCAUUGCAAGAGACUAUUGACUUCAACCAGAUGACAUUGGCUAUGGCAAGCAUGAUACUAGACGGAUUCAUGGCCUCUAAAGAACCAUUUAUGAUGUCAAUCCUACGACUAUGGCGUACUUGGCGUGUCAAGUCUCUCAAAGAGAAGGCCAGGAUACGCAUUAAAGACGGAGCCUUCCUCCUUGGCUGUGUUGACGAGACUGCGACACUACGUGGCCAUUUCAUCGACUAUGUGGCAGAUACCGACAAUCCUUUGCCUGACCAAAUGGAAAAUCUCCCAGAGAUCUUCGUGCGGGUUUCGGAACCGGAAAACCAAGGAUCAUACCAAGUCAUUGAAGGCAUCUGCGUAGUUGCACGCAAUCCUUCGCUCCAUGCUGGCGACAUUCGGGUUGUCCGGGCAGUUGAUGUGCCUGCACUUCAUCAUUUAAAGAACGUGAUCGUUUUUCCUCAAACAGGGGACCGGGAUAUCCCAAACAUGUGUUCCGGCGGGGACCUUGACGGUGACGAUUACCUUGUGAUGUGGGACAAGGACCUCAUACCCAGGGAGGUAAACCACCCCGCUAUGAACUUUUCUCCGCCUCCGAAAAUUGAAGUCGAGGGCGAACCCACCGCCGAGGACAUAAGCAAGUUCUUCGUCGAGUACAUCAAAAAUGAUAGUCUGGGCCGCAUUGCUAGUGCACACUUAGUAUUUGCUGACUAUGAAGAUGAAGGAGUGAAGAGUGAGAAGUGUGUGAGCUUAGCAAAACUACACUCCCUGGCAGUAGACUAUCCCAAGUCCGGAGUGCCUGCUAAAAUGUCUCACGAGCUAAAACCGAAGAUGUAUCCCCACUUUAUGCCUAGGAAAGGCAGGCCCAGGCCGAAGGAUCGGGUUUACAAAUCAAAGAAAAUUCUAGGACAGCUCUACGAUCAGGUGGACCGGGUGGACUUCAUGCCACAAUACGAGCUCUCAUUUGAUGCUCGCAUCCUAGAUGCCUACUCGCUGAGAGAAGACACACUUACUAAGGCUUCCAAGCUCAAGGAAGCAUAUGAUGCUGCCCUUCGUAGAAUUAUGGCCCAACAUGGAAUUCUUACGGAGUUCGAAGUCUGGACGACUUUUGUUCUCGAGCACAACAAUGAGACAAGAGAUUACCAAAUGGCAGAAGAGUUUGGCCGCAUCUCCCUUGCUCUCAAACAACGCUUUCAAGAUCUCUGUUAUGAGGAAGCUGGCGGAAGGAGCCACGAGAUUCUAGGUCCGUUCGUUGCAGCCAUGUACACGGUGACCGCUCGCCAGAUGCAGACCGCUAUCCAAGAAUACCAGGCAACCAAAUCGGGCAGAGCACCUCAACUCCUGAGCAGGGAGAUGGACUUUAGGGUAAUGCCUCUGAUGAGCUUUCCCUGGAUCUUCCGUGAAGAGUUGGGACAUAUUGCUAAUGCCAAGAACGGGGAGAGAGCUGGUCUGGAAAUCGUCGAAAACGAACCACAACGCCGCAUUCGUGCAAAAAAACCAGUUGCAUCCAAGCUCCAAGAUGGAUACAAUUUCCAUGACGGAGACAAGCUGAAAAACUCCCCCCAAGCAGAACAAAGUAUUAUGAGAACGGCAAAGAAGGCCGGUGUGGUUGAUGGACUUACCCAUGAUAGCAUUCAGCCAGGGAAUGCUACAAACGACAACAUCAGAGAUGGUGGUUUGGCUGUGGAACAGGAGAAAGGUCAAGAAGCAAAAGCCGCCCAAGAUGACCCACUCUCUCUAGCCACAGAAAUUGGCCACGAUAGCCACGGCUCGACUGAUGUUGGAUUCCUUACGCCUCUUGGCACCUCGGGCAUAAAUAGUCCUUUUUCACCUAACAAAGCUCUUAGCAGAGCAGACAGCAGAAGCGACAUGAGCGGAGAUUUGAACGACAUAACCCACAGGCUGAGCAGCUUCUCCAUGACUGCCAACAGUCUUAAAAGUGCUGGCAAGAUUGUAGACUCCUGUGGUAAUGAGAAACACAACGCGGCUCUUAAUUCCCAUCUUUCCUCUGACCCGACGCUUGACAAACGCGAAGAAAGCAGGGAAUACGAGGCUGAAGAGGUUGUCAUAGAGCCUGAGGCACAGACUGCCUUGGACAUGCUUGCAGGCAUCCUCAACAAGUAA
This is a messenger RNA of Aplosporella prunicola CBS 121167, 4251 nucleotides long. RefSeq lists its product as uncharacterized. Bases 1 to 4251 code for a protein of 1416 amino acids. The record is from RefSeq and is a predicted model, not a curated record. Gene Ontology annotation, cellular component: nuclear RNA-directed RNA polymerase complex. The transcript is spliced from 5 exons. Gene Ontology annotation, biological process: siRNA processing. Gene Ontology annotation, molecular function: RNA-directed RNA polymerase activity; nucleic acid binding. Lineage: Eukaryota; Fungi; Ascomycota; Dothideomycetes; Botryosphaeriales; Aplosporellaceae.